Molecule: messenger RNA, 3278 nt
Organism: Dunckerocampus dactyliophorus (ringed pipefish)
Lineage: Eukaryota; Metazoa; Chordata; Actinopteri; Syngnathiformes; Syngnathidae
Gene: fbxo31
Product: F-box protein 31
Exons: 10
Coding region: 103-1827 (574 amino acids)
Molecular function (GO): protein binding
Source: RefSeq, a predicted model, not a curated record
CACUUCACUUCACUUGCUAAACCAGUAGAGGGGAGAUAAGCAGCACGCUGCAGCGGAAACACGAGCGUGAGUGAUGUAAUGUCGCCUGCCUGCUGACCACGAAUGGCUGUUUGUGCCAGGCUGUGCGGAGUGGGUCAGUCGCGGAGGUGCCGGAGGCGACCGCGGCAGAACCAGCAAGACCGGGGCAGCGAUUCGGACAUGGAUGAGGAGGAAGAGGAGCGGAUCGUGGGACAGAGGCGAGGCGACGCCGGUGGUGAGGCCCCGGAGAGCGGCGUCGAAACUGCAGGGCCGAGUCGGGUGCACUGCAGCUGGGCUGACAGUAGACUACACGGCGUGGGACUACCGCACCCGCAGGCUUUGUCGGAAUUACCACCAGAGCUUUUAGUGGAGAUAUUCUCCUUGCUUCCCGGAACUGCACUACCGAAUGUCGCCCUUGUCUGCAAGACAUUUAGACAAAUCCUCAAUACAGAAACCAUCUGGAGAAGGCGGUGCAUGGAAGAGUUUCACAUGAAGGAGGAUCUGAGGAAGAUGGAAGUGGGAGGAGUUUCUAGCCGUGACCUCUAUGUGAAACGUGUUAACCCACGAGUGAAGUCUGGGCGCUUUAUGAAGCUCCUCCCGGACUACGAGCAUAUGGACUAUAAAGACAUGUACACGCACUUGCUUCAUCCAUACAGACACAUUUUGGGCCUGUGGCAGCCUGACAUAGGCCCUUACGGGGGAUUACUCAAUGUCGUGGUCGACGGGCUGUUCAUCAUCGGCUGGAUGUUUUUGCCACCACAUGACCCGCGUGUGGAGGAUCCCAUGAGAAGACGACCACUCUUUCGUAUCCACAUGUGGGACAGCAAAAAGGCCACUGUGGAGUGUAUGUAUGGACACAAGGGUCCCCACAAGGGAGACAUCCAGACUGUAAAGAAGGAUGAAUUCUCAACUAAAUGUAAUCAGACAGAUCAUCACCGCAUGCCAGGAGGCAGACAGGAGGAGUUCAGGACAUGGUUGGAGGAAGAAUGGGGCCGGACGCUAGAAGAAAUCUUCCAUGAGCAUAUGCAGGAGCUCAUCCUGAUGAAGUUCAUUUACACCAGUCAAUAUGACAAUUGCCUGACAUACCGGCGCAUCUACUUGCCUCCUGCAAUGCCAUCUGACUUGACUCAGCCAGGCCUCUUUAAAGGCACCUACGGCAGUCACGGUUUGGAGAUCGUCAUGCUCAGCUUCCAUAGGAACUCAGCAAGAGCCACCAAACUCACCGGAGACCCUAAUGUUCCUGCUGGGCAACUGACUUUGGAUAUUGACUUGAGUCAGCCUCUCAUCCUCCCAGACUUGGAACAUCAGUGCAAUAUAGAGGAGCUGUCACGACUCGUAUUGGGGGUACACGAACGAGUACAGAGGGAGGCAAGAGAAGACGCUCCCACCCCAGUGAGAGUCCCUGCAGAGGGAGCUUGUGGUGAUGCUGGUGCAGCAGAGGCGCUGCUGGCCAAUCAUGGCGUCGAUUCAGACGGUUGCCAGGCAGGUCCGAGUGGAGGCACCAGUCCUCCUGAGAGCCAGCCCUUUAUCCUGCCUCUAGGAGUCAUGGCUCGAAAUGAGGUGUACCCUCGCACUUGCAGAAAAUGCUUCUAUGGGACAGGCCUGAUUGCAGGGCAUGGCUUCACAAGUCCAGAGCGCACCCCUGGUCUUUUUGUGCUCUUCGACGAGGAUCGUUUUGGGUUCAUCUGGCUGGAGUUGAAGUCAUUUAGUCUCUAUAGUCGCCUGACGGACCGCCUAGCCCACGCACAUGCCCCGAACAUGGAGCGAUUCGAGGCCAUGCUCCGCAACAUGCAGUCUUGGACAUCCUGAUGAUCCAAGCUUUAAGCCGCUUCAGGCAAUACAAUGGAUAAUGAUAAUAAUAAUAAUAAUAUACAGUACGUUAUACCUAAGUAACCUCGGUAUCCCCCUACUCCUGCAGCGGUAUAUAUUAGCUCAUGACAUGACCUUUUCCAUCUAUACAUGUUUCUCUUUUGUUUUCCUGUCUAUUGAGGCAGGUUUCCCACUUUGACCCAUGCACGCACUUUGGAGGGCAUCAUCAGGUCACUCCAGUGCAGCAUGAUAAUGGGUCACAUUAAUGUUCUGUUUAUUUAUUUAUUUAUUUAAUCCCUCUAGGAGGAAAAAGAGUGACUUUCAUACCACUUUUUAUGGAGCAAACUGUAUGUGCCUCUGAUUUUAAAACCACGUCUGUACUUGGUAGUGUUUGAGAAGGUAAUGGUGUGCAGUGCAUUUCAAUUCAAUGCCCAAUUUAUUCAGCUACACACUGCUUUCUAUUUUACAUUUGUAUUUACACCUGGCUUCCACUUUAGUUUGUUAAACACAUCUUUUUAAAAAGACAGCUUCUCAGGUAGAUUUUUUUUGCCCCAAAAUUAGGAAUAAUGACAUCAUUGGUGAACUAAAUCAGUUUUAAUAAUUAACCAACAGAAACAAAGCAAGAUUUAUAACAGGGCUACCUUUCAACUGUUGGCAAAGGAUUUGCUUUCUUAUCAAACACUGUCAAUCUGACUUUUUGCUCUUUGAGCUUUAGUGGUAACAUUUUCAGUGAAAUGCUCCAAAACAUUGUUUCACCACAUCUUAUAUGAUAAUAGGUAAGCUGGAAAGAUGCGUUAGAAAAGUACAACAUAAGCUAUUGAUACACUGGAUCUAUUCAAUGUAUGAAAUUCUUGGGUUUCUGCAAGAUGCUAAAUUGCAGCAUAUUGUUUGAAAUGUACUACUUUUGCUGUUUAUUUAAAUGUUUGCUUGGCCUUUUACUGGAAACCUUCCUCUACUUUGUUUUUGCAUACACAGCUAUUUAGCUAUAUAAUAGAUAAACCCACGAAUCAAAAUGAAUCUUGAAGCAUACCAAAUACUGUACAUGUACUGUAUGUGUGUCUUGUCAUGGCUUAAUGACGUUGCCCAGUAGCUUUCCUACAACAAGUGCACUUUUCUGGGCAGUAUAGUAACUGAUAUCUAAAUACACUGCACACACUGGGCAGCAUAUUUGCAGUAGACUGCAGCUAUAUUAACAUUUGCAAAAAAAAAAGGUGUUUGAGCAUCUUCAAUCAAAUUUUGCCCAGUUCAUCUGAACCAAACAAUAUGGUUCAAUACAUUCUCCUAUCUUCAAGUUCUCUGUACUGACUGUUUGAACGAUUCACCUUAUUGUUGCUUUGCACUAUGUACUAGGGCUAAUGUGGUAGUUAAUAAGCAAGCUGAUGUACUUUUCAGGCUGUUUUUUUCUCUCUGUAUUUCUGUCAUUUUUCAUUAUACUGUAAUCUAAUAUGCUA